ACAAAGACAGACAUUUACAUCUAAACGAAAGGAGGCAGCAGCGGUAUCACCAUCAUGCUGCAACGGCAACGGCAACGCACUGGCACCUCCUCCUCGAUCCAUAAUCCGGAUGGGGAUGCGGAUGGGGCUGAGGAUGGGGAGGUCUGCGCCUUCUGCCUGGAACAGAUACGGAACCCGGUCAAGUUACGGUGCAGUCACACAUUCUGCAAGGGCUGCUUGCAGAAAUACCGCGAGGCGCGCGGAUGGGUGGCCGAGCGCUGUCCGCUCUGCCGGCGCAGACUGGAUGAUUAUGUGGCCCGGAACUGGAUGGCUACUUGGAUCUUGGUUGUUUUUUUAUUGGUUCUUUUGAUACUCCUCAGCCAGGGGACCUUCUACUUGCUGCUUCUCUACUGGUAGACCGCCGUGAAAAGAGGUCCGCUUCCCCUGAAGAUGUUCAGACCAUACAAAAUUAGAUAUACUCGUACAUAGAUGGAAAGAUAGGGACGAAUACAAAGUUGAGUGAAUUUUAAUUAAAUCUAAAAGCCAUAAAAUUCUAUGCGAAAUGCGCUUUAUCCUGGUCCAUUGUCCCCUAUCCUUUGUCCAC
Drosophila persimilis is the source of this 583-nucleotide messenger RNA. Its product is annotated as E3 ubiquitin-protein ligase RNF146-B. Bases 55 to 396 code for a protein of 113 amino acids. Gene Ontology annotation, cellular component: site of double-strand break; nucleus. Lineage: Eukaryota; Metazoa; Arthropoda; Insecta; Diptera; Drosophilidae. Gene Ontology annotation, biological process: double-strand break repair. Gene Ontology annotation, molecular function: nucleosome binding; ubiquitin-protein transferase activity. The record is from RefSeq and is a predicted model, not a curated record. The transcript has 2 exons.